Funneliformis mosseae is the source of this 498-nucleotide messenger RNA. The record is from the annotation of a GenBank genome assembly. Lineage: Eukaryota; Fungi; Glomeromycota; Glomeromycetes; Glomerales; Glomeraceae.
AUGCCGGAACUUAUUAAUGCAAACCCGACAAUUUAUAUUCCUUCAAAAACUUCUCAUAGAGUCAUAACAGCUAAAGAUGAAGACGAAAAUAUUGAAGAUAUAAUAGACUCUCAGGAAGUAUUCGACUUGAUAAGAUCAAUUUCAGAUCCUGAACAUCCACUCACUCUUGAAGAAUUAAACGUGACUCAACUUGAGCACGUCUUAGUUGAUGAUGAUAAGGAUCGUGUUAAAAUAGAAUUUACUCCUACUAUACCACAUUGUUCCAUGGCUACUCUCAUCGGUUUAUGUAUACGAGUAAGAUUACUUCGUUCCUUACCUGAGCGUUUUAAAGUUGAUAUUAACGUCAGAAAAGGAACUCAUCAAUCUGAACAAGCAGUUAACAAACAAUUGAACGAUAAAGAACGUGUUGCCGCUGCUCUUGAAAAUGCUCAUUUACUUGAAGUUGUAAAUCAAUGUUUGACCACCGCUCAUUCUCGUAGUAUUAAACUUCGUCAAUGA